CAGUGAUAUCCACAUCCCCUGUAUUACAUCUAAAAGCGAAAAGUGAUCGCGCGCUGCGCAACGUUUACGAUAUUCAUUCAUGUUUCAUCCUAUCGUCACGUAAAAUUAACGGUCGAAAAAUAGACGGAUACACUACGAUUCAUCUUCUAUCUAUUGUAUAUACAGCCCAGCAAUGGCAGGUAAACGAUCUGCUUCCUCAGACCUUAACCAUGAUAAUUGGGAUGUCGAAGAGGUUCCAGAAGAUGCUGGUUCAUUCAGUCAAGCAUCCGAAGAUGUCAUACAGAAGAGAGUCAUAAAGGCAGCUAGAAGAAGAAUAGUCAACAGUGGUGAUGGAACACCAAAGACAGCAUUUGGUUCGUUCGCAGGAUUCAAAACCACCACAUCUUCAACAGCCUCUCCAUUUAGUUUUCUAAAAAAUAGUAAUAGCGUAACAAGUACAAAAAUUGAAGGGAAAGCACUAGAAAGUUCGAUUGUCGCGAGCAAUGGAGCUGUUAAUCAGGCAGCAAAUGGAUCAGACAAAAAAGAUCCAUCAAAAUUAGAUACUAUUCCAAAAACUACAGAGGGAAAAGAGACGGUGGUCAGAAAAGAAGAUGGUAAGAUUUUCAAGAAAUCUUCGGACUAUUACGCAAAGUUGAAGGGUCUGAAUGAAAGUGUAACCCACUGGAUCAAGUCACAUGUGGAUUCUAAUCCGUUCUGCAUUUUAACACCAAUUUUCAAAGACUACGAAAAGUACCUAAAAGAAAUUGAAGCCAAACAUGGCCAAGAAACAGAGGCAACGGCUGAUAGGAUACAGUCACCAGUGCAUAAAAGUAGUACAGAAGUUACUCCAACACAAAGUAAGAAUAAUUUAACGAGCAAAGUAAUAGAGAAAAGUGCGGAAAAGUCAAUUUUCAGUAGUUCAAGUACAGUUACAUCAUUGGGAACUACAGAGUCAAAGAGUGAACCGUCAAUUUUUGGUAAUAUGACGGCAAACAAAUCAAUUUUUGGAAACUCUGAUAAAACUGCAGAAGUACAGAGUAUGUUUAAAAGCGUCAGCAGUGAACGAAAUCCAUUUUCAAGCAAGACGUUUACUGCAACAGAAGAUAAAAAUAAGGAUGGCGCAUCAGAGAACAAAGAUCUAAAAUCAACUUCUAGUUCUCCAUUUGCUCAGACUGCUCCAACCGCUACGUUCAGUUUUGGUCAAAGCUCAGCAACCAGCACAGCUUCGGCAGGAUUUAGUUUUGGAGGUGGCAAACCAUUUUCAUUUGGCAAUGUGGCUAAAACUGGAGAUUCAGAAGAGACUAAAGAAGAUGACGAAAAAGAUGAAGAUGAUGAACCACCAAAGCCUGACUUCAAACCAGUGACGGAAGAGGAUGCCAUUUACGAACAGCGAUGCAAAGUGUUUGUUAAAAAAGAUGGAAACUAUUCAGACAGAGGUAUAGGUACGCUGUUUCUUAAACCUACACCAAACGAAAAGGUACAGCUAAUAGUUCGUGCAGAUACCUCUUGUGGAAAUUUACUUCUAAACACAAUACUGACCGAGGGUAUUCCAGUACAACGUAUGGGUAAGAAUAAUGUUAUGAUGGUUCUCUUACCUACUCCAGAUUCCAAACCCCCACCCACACCGAUUUUGUUAAGAGUCAAGACAAGCCAAGAUGCUGACACAUUAUUAGAAGUUCUAAAUAAGCACAAGAAAUGAUUUUUUUCAAAGCAUAAUCCCCAUCGAUGAUUACUGAAACUUGAAUGAUGUUGAUUCAGAAAUUUUGGUCGGUGUCAAUUCUUAAAUGAAAGCUUUUAAGAGCAUGUGUAUCUUUCUUCUUGAAAACUAGAUUCGCCGAUCAAACACUCCCAGACAACAUUGUUAGAUUGGCACUUUUCGUAUCUAUCAUUUACAAAUAGUGUACCGACUCAUAAAUCUUUUACUCCGAGAGGCACAAACGUGAUCAUCAACCGUGCCGCAGUAUAUCGAGUUUAUCGUUCAGUCAACCGUGACUGAAUGUUCGAAGUAAGAUAAUGAACUUGAGUCAAAGUUCACAAACAGUAGAUUCUCCUUUUCUAAAUUUGUUAAUAUGUUGCCACAGGUUCACAUACUUAGAUCUUUUAAAAGUAUCCAACUUUUAGGAACCUGGUUAAUAAGUUUUAAUAAUUAUACCAACGUUUUUACCUACUAGUUCCUACAAAUCGGUAUUGUAGAUGAAUAUAAAGAAAUCUAAUUGUGACAGUGAUGAGAAAAAUUGAUUUCUUAGAAGAAUAGAGACAGUGAUCUAGGUGGUGUUGAUCCCAUCCUAUACCAUCAAUGAUAACUUGUAUCAUAAAUGAACUUAAAUGGGUAGAUCUAGCGGAGUGUGUAAGACAAGGAACAUUUCUACAUUUCAAUCUAUCUAGGUAUGUUUGCUAAAGUACAGAAGACGUCUAGAGAAUUCAGUAUAUUAAAAAAUAUCUCAACAUAACCGAUCGCUUGCAGUUACUACUUGAAUGAAUAAUAAAUAAGAUCCUAAAAUUAUUAUUGAGGAUAAUAUUUAAAACUAAAAAAUUAAAAUUUCUAGUAAAAUUCUGCAUAUAAGUUUUUAGUGAGUGUCGGUGUUGUUUAGUUAUUUUUAUUCAUUUGUUGAAGAAUUUGAUUUUAUACUUGUACCAGACUAAAUGUAUGGAAACGAGCAUAUAAUUUCCAUGAAACAAUAUUAGAAACAAAAAAAAAAGGUACGCUGUCUGAUAAGUUAUCAGGGUUUCACAACUAACUGUACAUAAAUAAUAAAGCAUCCACAUCAUGUUGCUAAAUGUAA
Messenger RNA from Athalia rosae (coleseed sawfly), 2762 nucleotides. RefSeq names its product nuclear pore complex protein Nup50 (gene Nup50). Bases 173 to 1678 code for a protein of 501 amino acids. The record is from RefSeq and is a predicted model, not a curated record. Gene Ontology annotation, biological process: protein import into nucleus. The transcript is spliced from 5 exons. Lineage: Eukaryota; Metazoa; Arthropoda; Insecta; Hymenoptera; Athaliidae. Gene Ontology annotation, cellular component: nuclear pore.